Molecule: messenger RNA, 507 nt
Organism: Peronospora matthiolae
Lineage: Eukaryota; Oomycota; Peronosporomycetes; Peronosporales; Peronosporaceae
Source: the annotation of a GenBank genome assembly
AUGGAUGAUGCUAUGCGUCGUAGCAUCUAUGGUUCGUCUGACGAAUCAGAUGAACCAUCGCCGAAGCGUAGGCGCUCGAGGUCGCAAGACUCGGGCGCUCACAGUGGUGUCGGUUCUCCUAUGGACACCACUUCGCAACGAGGUGCCAGUCCUUCUGUCGCCACGUCGCAGGAAGAGCGGGACCGCAACGUGUUGCGUCUUGCUCCCGAGAAGAAGGCAUGGAUGCCCCCAAAAUCCGUCAUGGAUCACUUGUCGGUGACGACGAGUGAUCGUUAUCGAACACGGUUGUUUGAUUCGUCAAGGAUCCAUCACCUUGACCCCAGUGCGAAAAACUAUCGCGCUGAACAUGAAUUCUUCAUCAAUGCUUUCUUUAGACAUCGAUGGUACAGUGGGAAUCACAAGCGUGAUGGUCCCUCACUACUUCAAGCGUGGAACGCCUACAUCCAUAACCUUGAGGAUGUAGGUCGUGACGUUUGGAACAACAAACUUAUCAAAGCUCGUGAUUAG